Closterium sp. NIES-67 is the source of this 1502-nucleotide messenger RNA. The record is from the annotation of a GenBank genome assembly. Lineage: Eukaryota; Viridiplantae; Streptophyta; Zygnematophyceae; Desmidiales; Closteriaceae.
GUGGCAUCGAUUUGUAAUUUGGGACCUAGGCGAGGCCGACUGUAGGCUCAUAACUAGCAAUCAGUAGAGUUCCUCGCGCGCGUAGCCUAGGCUGGACGAUAUAGAGCAAGAAAUAAGAGAAGGGAAUAAAGAACGACGUUUCCGCUUCGUCUCGCUACCCGUUUUCCCUCGCUUCCCGCUUUCCCUUCCCUCUUCCCGCUUUUUCUCGCUUCCGCUUCCCACGCAGCACGUCCCUUUGCCUUCACUCCACCCGAAAGCCCCUCGCGCCUCUCUCAAUCAUCUCGCACCGCUCUCCACCGCCCCUCGCCAUGGCCUCUACGUCGACCGCAGAGCCCCUCUCGAGCACGGCGAAUGCAGCAGGCGGGGAGGGCGGGGGGGCGGGCGAGGAGGAGAUGACGCUGGGCGUGCGGUGGGCGGGCAAGGACCUGACGGUGCGGGCCAGCGGCGACGACACGGUGGGCGAGCUGAAGCGGCGCCUGUGCGAGGCGACGGGCGUGCUGCCCGCGCGGCAGAAGCUGCUCAACCUCAAGCUGGGCGGGCGGCCCGCGGGCGACUCCACGCUGCUGUCGCAGCUGGUCAUCAAACCCACCGUCAAAAUCAUGAUGAUGGGCACGGUGGAGUCAGAGAUCGUGUUGGACCCGCUGGAGGCGCCCGAGGUGGUGGACGACUUGGAGCUGGCGGACGAGGAGGCGGUGGAGAUCAAGGACCGCCCAGAGAACAUCGCCAAGCUCAGGCGGAGGUCCAAGCACUUCCAGCUGAAGGUGCUGAACCCCCCCCGCGCGGGCAAGCGGCUGCUGGUGCUGGACAUCGACUACACGCUGUUCGACCAUGUGUCCACCGCUGAGAACGCCAGGGAGCUCAUGCGGCCAUACCUGCACGAGUUCCUGGCUGCCAGCCACUCCGCCUACGACAUCGUCAUCUGGUCCGCCACCAGCAUGCGGUGGGUGGAGGUGAAGAUGCGCGAGCUGGGCGUGCUGGGGCACAGCGACUACAAGGUGCUGGCGCUGAUGGACCACAUGGCCAUGAUCACCGUGCAGUCGCCCACCCAUGGGGUCUUCGACUGCAAGCCCCUCGCCAUCCUCUGGGACAAGUUCCCCGAGCACUACAGCGAGGCCAACACCAUAAUGUUUGACGACCUGCGCCGCAACUUCGUCAUGAAUCCGCGCAACGGGCUCACCAUCCGCCCCUACCGCCGCGCGCAUGCCAACCGCGCCUCGGACCGCGAGCUCGCCCGGCUCACAGAGUACCUGCUGGCCAUCGCUGACCUGGACGACUGGAGCCAGCUGGACCACAACCAAUGGGAGCGCUUCAUGCGGCACCUCAAGAAGUAGGGAGGGAGGGGUGUGUGAGAAGGAAAUGUCGAGAGGGGAGAAUUGGUCGAGGAUAUCAAAGUGAGAAAGAAUCACUAGUAGAAUGAUGCAAACAUGUUGGUUUUGUCUAAGGGGUUGUUUGUACCCUCUACGAGCACGCACCUAUCUAGCCUAUAAAACAUACAAAAUAAA